CAACUUUUCACUUUACAUUGUGGUUGACAACAUAAAAAACAUGGCCGAUGCAUAUGCACGUCUCGACUUUCUCUGGAAAGCAUCAUAUACACUACUCAGCACAUGUCCAGGCGCAUCUUCUCAUUAUAUGGCUCAGUUCCUCGACCUUGCCAACGCCCGUGAUUUGAAGCUACAUGAAGAUAUCCAAACCAAAUCGUGUGCUGCCUGCGGAUCUAUCUUUGUGCCUGGAAUCAAUACUAAAGUCAGAGUUGUUCCUGUCCAUGAGACACGCAUCGAACGCGAACGACGGAAAAAGCAGGCUCGGAAAAGGGCAAAAAAGCAAAAUAUGUUGUUGAAAAGCAAGGAUAAUGAUGAAUCCUUUUUGGGUGCUGACAAACUGGCGACGACGAGGACGACGGUAUCGACAGCAAAAGAGGAAACUAUGAAUUACCAUCAAACCACAGCAACAAUGGAGUAUGAUGAGGGAAAGGAAACGAAAAAAUCUAUCAACGUCAACCUUGCUACAAUAACAGCAACAACAAAAGUACUUCCUACAUCCAAUCCACAAAAGCAAUCAAGCACACAACCUCAACAGUUGUUACGCCCUCGAAAGAUCAUUCGCAUCACCCCUCAUACUGAAAUCAUUCAGCAACAACAACAAAUGCAACAACAGUUGCGGCGCCAACUGAUGGCAGAUGGGAAGCCAUCCAGAAAAAUCGAUAAGCGUGCAAAUCAGGUUCUCAACCAUAUCAUCUAUUCUUGUCAAAGAUGUAAUAGAGAUACAGAGCUUCGAGGAACAAAAGAAGGCUAUUUGACUUCGCAUAUCAAAGCCAAGAAACUUGGGUCACAAAGACGCAAAUUAAAGAAUAUGAAGCAGGAUCUUGCUUCCACAUCAGCUGAAGCAGCAAUCGAUUCAAAAUCACAACCAAUACAACCUGUGCCAUCGACGCUCAAGUCAGGGCCUAAUCUAGUAACGCAUGCCACUGCAGUUGGCAAACGAUCAGCAUCACCACUCCCUACCCACAUACAACCCAAUACCAAGCAAUUUAAAAACGCUACAUCAUUGCCUCCCUCUCCUAUUCGUGGACUAUCAAAGGCUUCUUCUGCUGCGUCUUCAGCAGCGAGCUCGCCAGUAUCAUCCCCUCGUUUAGAUAAUGCCAAGUCAGGAGGCAGUAGUGGCAGCAGUAGCAAAAAGAAAAAGAAAGGAGGGCUGGCAAGUAUUUUGGCUAGUCAGAAAGCAAAGGAUCCUCCUCCUGACCCUAAUGAUGGCGCAGGAUCUAGUGGAGAUAGCUCACUAGCCAAUUUCCUCAUGGGAUUAUAGGCUAUGUCAUCAUGUAAAACA
Molecule: messenger RNA, 1321 nt
Organism: Lobosporangium transversale
Lineage: Eukaryota; Fungi; Mortierellomycota; Mortierellomycetes; Mortierellales; Mortierellaceae
Exons: 1
Coding region: 41-1300 (419 amino acids)
Biological process (GO): tRNA processing
Cellular component (GO): nucleolar ribonuclease P complex
Source: RefSeq, a predicted model, not a curated record